UGAGGGGAUUGAGGUGCUUGGGGGGGGGCACGCGUCAUUUCCCCGCUGGUGGAGUGAGGCGGGCUGAGGGUAGACUUUAGGUUAAAUAGAGAACUGGUGUAGAGAGAAGGGGGACAACGGCGACCCGUCCCCUUGGAACUGGUUUCUAGCCAAAGGCAGGACACCCGUCCCCUCAAAGUUUUCAGGUGUCCUUGCCAAGCCUCCGAACAAGGAAGGAAAGUGUAGCCGGGUUGGAAGGAAAGUGUCAGGCUGGGUGGUGUUUGGGUCGAAAAAGAGAUACGGUAUUCCCAAGCCCCGGAAGCCAAGGGAAGUGCGCUUAUCUCCCCCCAGGAAAGCUGCUAGUGGAAGUCCUCGUGUCCUCAGCCUUCGGGAUAUGUGGAAUAGGCACCAGUUUCUGCCUGCAGAGCUAAGCACAGACUCGAGGUCCCUUAAGGCUGAGGACGAGCUACUUGCUGUCGAAUUCUUAUUAUUAGGGUGGCUGGUAGCCUUGAAUGUUUAUUUUUAUGUGUAAAAAGUAAUCCUCUUUGUAUGCCUCUGUUGAUUCUGAGUAUGGAACAGAAAGGGGGUGGCUAUUCUAGACUUACUAAAUGCAAAUUGUAAGGGUGCGAUUUUGCGGCUUGUGGAAUAAAUAAAUACAGGCUCCUAAUGGACAAGAGAUUCCGGCUGCCCCGUAUCAUGUUUCUUUGUAAAAAAAAAAAAACCGUGUUCUGUCAGGCCUUUAGGAGGACAUAGAGGAGGACACUUUGUUUUUGUAUUGUUUUACUUUGGAUCAGUCAAUCUGGAGUUCAUCAGAACAUAACAAGAACCCUACAGGGUUAGGGCAAUGGUCUGGCAAGUCCUGCAUCCUUGUCUCAAUAGUAUCCAACCAGAUACCUAUGGGAAGCCUACAAGGAGGCUCAGGCACAACAGCAGGCCCCCACCUGUACACUCUUUGAUUCCCAGCAACUCACAUUCAGUGGCAUGCUGCCUCUGACAGUGGAGAUAGUAUGUUAUUGUGGCUAGAAGCCAUUAGUAGCUUUAUUUAUUCUCCACGAAUUUGUCUAAACUUUUUUUUAAAGCUGUCCAAGUUGGUGGCAAUCACUACUUCUUCCUGAGAAGAUUGCACAUACAACCUAGAUCAAAAGUGUUGGGAAAACCCACCCUUUAACCACCCUGUAACCACUUCAGUUGAACUCACUGAGGCUUACAAUUGUAUAAGCUGCAUAGUGUGUUAAGGAGCAACACAGAUCUUGAGCGUGCACGUUAGGAAAUGCCCUGUUGCUUUUAUUUAUGUGAUUAAUUAGCUACACCUUCAUCACAUGAAAGUCCUUGGAAGGAGGGCUUCACUCUAGCAAAAUAGAAAAAAUACAUGAACUGCACAAAAUCAGCAAAACUGCAGAGUAAAUGAACAUUAAGCAUAAUUAAGACACAGUGGAUAACACUCUUAAACAGUGCCUAAGCUUAGGUGAAUUGAAAUACUUGGUGGCAAGCUGACAUCAACGUAGGUGCCAGAGAAUGCUUCUCUGGGAAGAAUUUCCCAAAGAACUGAAAUAGUUAUCUCCCCAAUUGCCACCCUCUGUACCUUAGAAGAUGGAGGCACACUCAGGAAAGUUCUGAGGAUGAUAUUGGUCAGACUGGUACGUAUAGGAAAAUAUGAUCCAGCAAGUACUUUUAAACUUAUAAAGUGAGCACCCCCACUUUGAACUAAGCUCAGAAGUGGAUCAGGAGUCAGUGAAGCUGUUUCAACACCAAGAAGACAUAGUUCCAGCACCCAGUCCCAGUUAGUGGCUGUUUCUGAAGGCAGCCUCAUGUUCAGAAUCAGCACAGUUCAGUGGUUUACUCAGUAGCGUAUAAUGGGGCGGGGGUGCGCCACCUCGGGUAGCAGGCUGGGCGGGGGGCAGCAGGCUGGACGGGGCUCACCGCCUCCGAUGACCACCACCGCGCGACACGGCUGCCACCAUGAAGGAGAAGCCCCGAUGCAAGCGAGACUGCCUCACUCUGCGGCUCCUGUGCGCAUCAUUACGCGUGCAUCGUGUGUCAUGACGCGCGAUGGACACCCCGCCCCCCCAGCGGGGUGCCUUCGCAUUUGCAGCCCCGGGCAGCCAGGCGGCUAGCUACGCCACUGGGUUUACUGAAGAGUAUUGAACACAAAGUUGCGUAAAGCCUAUGACAAAAUAAGAGGAGCUAAAUAUUACUUCUGCUGGUGUAUAUUGUGAUAUGCAGCCUAGUGGAGAUCUUUCUGUGUGUAUUGUAUCCAUUUGGACCAACAGCAUAGUGUCUGAAGGCACAUGAUGCAACAACGUUGUUAAAGUUACCACUGGCUGAGUCUAGCCAGCGUUUGAAUGGGAGACUGCCAGUUUUGCCAUCAUGAAUUUUCUAGAGCAGCCUUCCUCAACCUGGCACCUGCCAGAUGUUUUGAACUAUAGCUCCCAACAUCCCUGUAGUCCAAAACAUCUGGAGGGUACCAGUUUGGGGAAGUUUACUCUGAAGGAAAGGUGAGAUUCAUUUUUCAUUUUCACCAUAUGUUUCUCAUGAAAGAGAGCAGGUGGUAACACUAACAUACAGAAAUUUACCAAAUAAAGAGUCAGUGAGACUUCUUGAGCAGCUAUAGCUCAGUAUCAAUAUAUUUCUCAGAGUGGUCUACAUUUUAUCUGUAUUAUUGCCUCUUGACUUGUAUGGUACAGCCUGGUAACCAGUUACUGACUGGUUGGCCUGGUGGGAGGGAUGCUUUGUUGUUGUUUAGUCGUUUAGUCGUGUCCGACUCUUCGUGACCCCGUGGGCCAGAGCACGCCAGACACUCCUGUCUUCCACUGCCUCCCACAGUUUGGUCAGACUCAUGUUGGUGGCUUCGAGAACACUGUCCAACCAUCUUGUCCUCUGUCGUCCCCUUCUCCUUGUGCCCUCAAUCUUUCCCAACAGCAAGGUCUUUUCUAGGGAGUCUUCUCUUCUCAUGAGGUGGCCAAAGUAUUGGAGCCUCAGCUUCAGGAUCUGUCCUUCCAGUGAGCAUUCAGGGCUGAUUUCCUUAAGAAUGGAUAGGUCUGAUCUUCUUGCAGUCCAUGGGACUCUUAUUAAGGGAUGCUUAUUAGGAGUUAACUCAAAUGCUACAUCCUUCUUUCUUUUAUACCAGCAAGAAAAUGAUGCUCCUGCUAUUUGUGAUGUUUGAAUGGUGACAUGUGCUAUAGUGCAGCCUUUCUUUGAGGAACAAGGGGGAGAGAGAGCAAAGCACAACUUUGCAAAAACAAUCUACCAAGCUGCAGAAGCAAUUUUUAGUUGCUGAUGUGGCUAUGUCAAAUGAGAGUUUGAAAGUUGCUUCAUGAAGUAAAAAAAGGCACAGCUUUGCUGUUGUGAAAAGAAAUCCUUAUGGCCUCCGUGUCUGGAAAGCAUGUUAAGUAAAAUGGACAGCUGGACUAGGAACCUACUAAAGGUGUGAUUUAAUAUUUUUUAUUGUUCUGUGGGCUUCAAUCUGAAGUCCACCCUGGGAUAGGUGGUGAAAGGAAGGCAAAAUACAUAGUAGCAUUUGGCAUUUAGAUCAGGAGGAGCUGUUCCUUAAAUGUACCCAUAUUCCAUUUCUUUACAAUCACAUUUACCAGUGCUAUUUUAUCAUAGUUACAAAUAACAGAACCGACAUGUUUCAUCUGACAAAAUGGGAAUAGGAAUAUACAGUACAAGUGGGACCUGCAACAAAAUUUUGCAGGGUGGAGUGCUCUUGUUCACCUUUCCCACCCUCAACAGCCACUCAGCAUUCUGUGGCCAGUGAGCCUGCUCAGUCCUCAUGGGGUGUUUGGGUGCUCCUCUCCUUAUGUUUUUCCCACCCUAAAGGUUUUUUGUAUUUCCACAAACCUCAGGGUUCCAUUCUUGUGGACGGUGCAGUUUUGGCAACAUAAGCAGCAUCAAUUAAGCCUGAAGUUUGGAAAUGGAGAACUGGACAUUGUCUUGUCCUGAGAAGUAAAGAUGAACUUAGUAAUUUUUUUCAAAGCUAUGCAAGAGCAAAGGCAAUCAUGACUUCAAGUUAGGCUUGUCAAUUUGGAAGACAUAGUCUCAGAAAUGUAGAGUUUGAAUGCACUAAAAUGAAACAGGGGGAAAGCGGGAAACUUUAGGCUGGGUUUUCUAGGUUAUGCCACUCAUGAAUGUACUGAUGUUCUAUAGCAGAAAGAAGUUUUAAUACCUUGCCACCCGCUAAUAGAAAAUAUUAACCUGUAUAAACAAUCUGUUUCCUUGUUGCAGUUGCACUGUCAUUGAUAUAUGUGUGCAAUUAUUCUUACAGUGAAACCCUAGCCAUGUCUAUUCAGAAGUAAGUUCUGUGGAAUUCAGUUGGGCUUACUACCAGAUAAUGGAGUUAGGAUUGCAGCCUUAGUCAGGAAAAGGGUGCUUCCUUUAUAUGUGCAAGCAUGGAAAUUGCAACACAUACACACAACACCUCCCCUCCCCCCAAGUUACAGAUUUUGGCAAUAAAAAGGUUUAUUGGUUUAAAUAAAUAAUAAACACAAUACAUACAUUAUGAUGCAGGAAGAUUUCCCCUAUGCUUUUUUUCAGAUGCAGGAAGAUUUCCCCUAUGCUUUUUUUUUCUUUUUCUUUUGUGCAGAAAACUUGAGAUUUCUCAAAUAAACAAAAAUUACGUAAUAACAAACAAGACACAAAGGACAUACCUUUACGAUGAACUUAGUCUCGGUGGUACUUGUGGAUGCACAGGAAAAAAGAGAAAACUCAAACAACCAUGAAGAAAUUAUCCAAACAGUAAUAUGGAAAGCCAUCAAAGAUAAUUUAUAGAUUUUAAGUAAAAGACCAAACACAUAACACUUAAACUCCCUCCUAUCUUCAUGUGUUUGCUAGAAUGUAACGACACAAUCAAAUUCAUGUCUGUUCAGAAGUAAACCCCGUUUUGUUAACUAGGGCUUACUCCUAAGUAAGUGUAUAGGAUUGCCUCCUCAGGUUUGAAUAAUAAAAACACUAUUUGUUUCAAUACGUGCAGGACAAAUUGAUUGUAUAGGUGGCAAACUGGGCAUGUACAUUAGGCUAUCGUGGAAACAAAUCCUUGGUAUGUCUGCAGAAUCACAUUUGCACCUGGUAAAAAGAUAGCUAUGUCUACACACAUUGCAAGAAGAUUUUGGAUCAGAUGCACUGCAGUUCCUAAGACGUUGGAUAGCAUUAAAUGUCUCAUCAUGUCUUUGAAAGGCUUGUGCCAGUUUGGACCUAGUAGCUGCAUAGCAUUGGGGAAUAGCCCCUAAUAGUGUAACAGGAAUCACACAGCUCAGAAAUCCAUUUGCUUUGCCAUGCUACCCCUGAAAUAAAACUUCAGAAAUAUAGGAAUAAUUUUUAUGUAGAGCAAUUUGCAAAAUUCCAUGAGAAAUGUAUCUCUUGUGUGUUUACCGGGAAUUAAGCUAAUAGAUUUCAAUAAUACUUCCUAAGUGAGCUUAGAAAGAUCACAACCUAAGUGUAAAUUAUAGAUAACUUAAAUUGUACACUAGGGGAGUUUAUUUCUAUGUUUAGAAAGCAUCUAGCAUAACAGUAUAAAUAAUAAAUAGGACCUUUCUCUUGAAUUACAUCAGAUAAUCAGAUCUCACUGGACUUCCCAGUUGCAUUCACGUUUAGCUCUCAUCUGAGCUGUAGAAAUUCCUCCCUUCCUCCACUAAUUCAUUCUGUUAGAAAAUAAAGAAGAUAUCCUUGUGUCCUAUGGAGAAUCCUCUUUUAUUUUUUCUGUUCCCUCUGCCCCAUCCAAGAUACAUGUAUUUGUUCCCCAAAACCAGUAUCCCUGAGGAAAUCUACUUCCAGAAGGAAGUAAAUUGACAUCUGUAUCUUGAGAAGGGGGAAAAACACUUACCAGAUUUUGUGUUUUUUACCCUCCUUUAUAAAUUCCAUUUAAAACUGAAAGCCGAAAUAAAUUGUGGUUCGUCAUAUAACUGAUUCAUGUUCAAAAGGUAGAGUCAUUUAAAGUACUGUUGUAUUCCUAGCUCAAGUACUAGCUCUGGGUGUAAUUUGAACCUGGGUGAAUAUAUUUUUCAAGCAUAGCUCUUUCUUUAGUCCAUUUGUGUGUGUGUGUGUGUGUGUGUGUGUGUGUGUUUGUUUGUUUCACAGUCCUUGUAGUCUCCAGAUCAGGGGGAUGUGUGUUAAAAGAUGUGAUCAACCUUCUUUAGCCUGGAUGGUUCUGGUGUUGUUGACAUGAAUAAUUCUACAGCUAAAAAGUUAAUUUAUAGCAGUAGGAUGUUGGUGUAUAUUGAUCUACAUUUUGUUCAUGUAGAAUUGGUGUUUAGCAUUACAUGUAGCUAUUGCAUUUUGAUGUGCACUGAUAAUACAGCAAAUGUUACAGUAAAUAUGAGCACAUGAUCUGGUCUGUCUAACUGCCCCUUCCUGGCUACCUUUUCCAUGUAAUUUUGCAAUAUUGCUAAUUGUGUGCUUGCCCAAUAGUGUGGGUCAGGGGCUAUUUGCAAAUGCAACUUGCUGCUUGAAAUCUCUGUGAGUUGCAAUACCACUGCUUAUCUGUUUUUCUUGAAACUCCCAAAUAAUUAUUUCUUCUCAUAAAGUAGUAAGGUGUAUUGUGACAGUAUUUCUUCCUAUAGGCAUUUGAUUGGUUACUGUGAGAAAAGGAUGCUGAACUAGAUGGGCUAUUGGCCUGAUCCAGCAGACUCUUCUUUUGAUGCAUAUGAUGUUAACAAUGCUGAAAAUUAAUUUAUGGCACCCUGGUCUUCUAAAUUAGCAUUAUUGAGAAGAAGCAAAAUACCUUGUACAUCCUUUCUAGAUGUUUGGCAGCUAUAAAAUUGUACCUAUGAUGCUGGUGACUGUUCAAUGGGUUCUGUUUCAGUUGAAACUCCUUUGGGAGAAAGGAUUGAAUAAAUAACAGCAAUACAGUAUGUUACAAAUGUUCUAGCAAAAGUGAUCACUGUACCUCAUUCUGACUUUUUUUGCUGGAGGAGAAGCUCUUAAGAUUGAGCAUAAAAAAUUAAACAUUCUGUGAUUUAAUAUAUUUGUGUUUGUGCAGGUAUUCCAUUUCGUUCAUCCUGUGAAUACUAAUAUCCUUUAGCUACAGUCUUGUGUCUUCAUGAGUGGCUUUCAGAUAGUGAGAAAGAAACGCUUUAAGGCAUGGAGUUGGCUCACAGCUUUUUACUUAAUAAAGAGGCCUAUAACCAACUGGGCGAAUUUCAGAAAGCAGAGUUUGUUUUCGAGUGGCUGAGGUUUUUGGAAAAACUUUUGCCAGCAACCAGCCGGGCUGAUAUAAAGGAAAAACAGAGCAAGCUUGUUGAACAGCUGAUAUCUUUAUUAACCAGUUCUCCAGGACCUCCUGCCAGACAGCUUAUUGCCAAGAAUCUUGCUAUAAUAUAUAGCACUGGGGACACAUUUUCUGUGCAUCAAACAAUUGAUAAAUGCAAUGAACUUAUUCGCAGUAAAGAUGAUUCACCAAGCUAUCUGCCUACAAAACUUGCUGCAGUGGUUUGUCUGGGCUAUUUGUACAAAAAACUGGGAAGAAUUUUGGGCAACAGCUUUGUAGAUACUGUCGGGAAUAUCCUUAAAGCAAUGAAGAAUGCAGAGUCUCAAGGGCGGUAUGAGAUCAUGCUAAGUUUGCAAAAUAUAUUGAAAGGUCUGGGAGUUGCUGCUAUUCCAUGUCACAGAGAUAUUUACAAAGCUGCCCGUUCAUGCUUAACUGAUAGAUCAAUGGCAGUUCGCUGUGCUGCUGCAAAGUGUCUUCUUGAACUGCAAAGCGAAGCAACUUUUAUGUGGAGCACAGACCUGGAUAGUGUUGUAACUCUCUGUUUUAAGUCAUUUGAAGGGUCGAAUUAUGGUGUACGAAUUGCUGUUUCUAAGCUUUUAGGCAGUGUGUUAGUGAGUGCUGUAACAUCUAAACAAGGCGGCACAGCCUCUUCCAGACAAAAUGUUCGCAAGAUCUCAUUUGAAGAAGCCUUGGAACUUCUGGGUACAGGUUUCCUUCGGGGAAGUUCAGGAUUUCUACGAGCCAGUGGUGAUAUUCUGAAAGGGACAAGCUCGGUCAGCAGGGAUGUUAGAGUUGGAGUCACUCAGGCAUAUGUGGUAUUUAUCUCCACGCUGGGAGGGCAGUGGCUUGAAAGGAAUUUUUCUGCCUUGCUUUCCCAUGUUCUGGACCUCGUUUCCCAGUCUCACCCUAAAGCUAUUCAGACUCAGAUGGACUCUAUCUGCCGCCGCCGCUGUAUUUCAUUUAUCCUCCGAGCUACAGUAGGAGGCCUUCUUGGGGGGAAAGCUCAAAUUGCAACUGCCAAGGAGAUUUGUCAAGCCAUCUGGAAGCUGAAGAAAGUUGUGGAUGCUGCCAUGAGUGACAGUAACGUGGAAACCCGUGUUGGUACAACAGAUGUGGUAGCAAGCCAACAUAUGCUUAUAUGUUCUUUGGAAGAGCUUGGAAACCUCAUUCAGAAUUUAGGCACUACUGCUGCACCUGUGCUACAAGAUUCUAGUACAGGGGUUUUGGAUGCAGUGGUCUCCAUUAUUAUCCACCCCAGUAUUUCGGUUCAGCUGGCAGCAGCAUGGUGCUUGCGCUGCAUUGCUGUGGCACUGCCCUGCUUUCUCUCGCCACUUCUGGAUCGCUGUAUCGAGCGGCUCACAGCACUCAAAUCCUCCCCAGAAGCGGUGACUGGCUACAGUUUUGCUGUUGCUGCUCUACUGGGAGCUGUCAGAAUGUGUCCUUUAGGAAUUCCACAUUGCAAAGGAAAGGCAGUCAUGACAGUAGCUGAGGAUUUGUUGCGUUCUGCUUCUCAGAAUAGCCGCAUCUCAACACAACGAAUGCAAUCUGGAUGGCUCCUGAUAGCUGCCUUAAUGACAUUGGGUCCAGCGGUUGUUCAGCACCAUCUUCCAAGAAUGCUGUUAUUGUGGAAAUGUGCAUUCCCAUUAUCGCCUAGAGAUUUAGAAACUGAGAAAAGCCGGGGUGAUUCAUUUACAUGGCAAGUGACGCUGGAAAGCCGUGCAGGUGCUCUCUGUGCUAUUAAAAGUUUUAUUGUCCAUUGUGGGGGCCUCCUUACAGAUGAAGUGAUUCAAAGAUUGCUUCCUCCCCUCCCAUGUGCUGUUGCUUUACUGACACAGCUUCCUUCACUAACUAAAACCUAUGGCAAUCCUUUAAAACCAUCAGCAGUGAUGUACAGGAAAAGACUUUUUGAACUGCUUACUUUGUUGCCUCCAAAGAGCUAUGAAGGAAGCUUCUCUGCUGUUCUCAAAGAACUUGUGCUUGAUUUGACUCAGCCCGAUAACCAGAUGUCACCCUCUGCUGCUUACCUUCCAUCUCUCUGUCACCAGGAUGAACUUAACUUACUGGGUCCCUUACUACAGGAGACAGAGCACAGAUUUAUUGAAGAGCAGCUGUUCCUAGUUAACAGUAUAGCUGGUGGAAGUCUGGAGUAUGACCCAUAUUCGGUUUAUGAGAGAGCUGCAGAAGGUGGUUCUGUGCCUAAACCCUUACCACCAACAUUAUCCAUUAUUGGAGCAGCAACCCGUCUCUUUGGAGUCAUAUUUUCCCAUGUUCCAGAGUCCCAAAGGUUGCAAGUAUUAGAACAAUUAUUGACAUCUAUAAAACAAACCAAAGGAUCACGACAGCAGAUAGUACAGCAAAAUGUUCUAUCAGCAUUUUCUAAUGUUCUGAAGUACUUGGCUAGCUGCAAGGGAAAUUUAGGUUCUGAAGAAAUUCGAAGCUGCGCCCUGACCUUAGUGAUGAGUGCCUUGGAAAGUAGUAAUCCACUCUUAAGAUGUUCUGCUGCAGAAUCCUUAGCCAGACUUGCACAAGUAGCUGCUGACAGUACCUUCACUGCUGGAUUGGUGCAAAUUAGCUUUGACAAACUAAAAUCUGCCAGAGAUGUAAUAUCAAGAACAGGACAUUCUUUGGCUCUGGGAUCCCUCUAUAGAUAUCUAGGAGGAAUAAGCUCCACUCAGCACCUGAAUGCUUGUGUUGGAAUACUUUAUACAUUAUCUCAAGACAGCACUUCACCUGAAGUACAGACCUGGGCACUGCAUUCUCUGUCACUGGUCAUUGAUUCUGCUGGUCCUCUGUAUCACGUGCAUGUGGAACCUACCCUCUCUAUUGUUCUUAUGUUGUUGUUGACUGUGCCUCCUGCUUAUGCUGAAGUUCAUCAAAGCCUUGGUCGCUGUUUAAAUGCACUUAUCGCUACUUUGGGUCCUGAGUUGCAAGGCAGCAGCACUACAGUUUCAGCCUUGAGGGCAUCUUGUCUCCUAGGCUGUGCAGUGAUGCAAGAUAAUCCUGACUGCCUUGUCCAAGCUCAAGCCAUCUCUUGCCUUCAGCAACUUCAUAUGUUUGCUCCUCGUCAUGUAAACCUGUCUAGCCUCGUACGGUGCCUGUGUGAGACCUUGUUGGAAAAUUCUGUGUUGGUGAAUCUCUCUAGUUCGUAUCUGUUGUUGAGGAGAGCAGUACUAGCUUGUUUGCAUCAGCUUGUACAAAGAGAGGCAGCUGAGGUAUCUGAACAUGCUGUGGCCCUUGCUAAAGACAGCAGAGAAGACUUUAGUCCAGGCAUUAACAUCAGAGAAGUAGGCCUUGAAGGUGCAUUACUGAGCUUGUUGGACAAGGAACUGGAUCCAAAACUAUGUCAAGAUAUCAGAGAGACCCUGAGCCAUAUGCUUAUAUCAAUGGGAGUGGAAAAACUCUCCUUCUGGCUUAAACUCUGCAAAGAUGUUCUAGCUGCCUCUGCUGAUUUCAUCACAGUGGUUUCAGUGGACACUACCCAAGAAGAAGAGGGAGCUCAAGGGGAUGAUGAAUUUGCAUUAGCUUUGGAGAACGAUGAAAAGCUGCACCCCUUCCCUCAUCCUCGAUGGUCUACUAGAGUAUUUGCUGCAGAGUGUGUGUGUAAAAUUAUCGCCCAGUGUGAGAACGCAGGCAACGCUCACUUUGACAUAGCUCUGGCACAAGAAAUGAAGCAAAGAGAUUCAAGAGAUGAUUUCCUAGUACUGCACUUAGCUGACUUGAUCCGCAUGGCUUUUAUGGCUGCCACUGAUCACAGUGACCAGCUUCGUCUUUCUGGCCUUCAGAUGUUGUUAAUUCUUGUUCGGAAGUUUGCUGCUGUGCCGGAGCCAGAGUUCCCAGGUCAUGUGAUUCUGGAACAAUAUCAAGCAAAUGUUGGUGCAGCGCUUAGACCGGCUUUUACUUCUGAAACACCACCUGAUGUAACAGCAAAAGCAUGCCAGGUUUGCAGUGCCUGGAUAGCAAGUGGUGUAGUAAGUGACCCUAGUGACCUUCAGAGGGUUCAUCAAUUGCUUGUGACAUCCUUGACCAAAAUACAGGCGGGACAAGAAGCCCAAAGUCAACUGUACAAUGAAGGCACAUCAGUUAUGGAGAUCCUAGCUGUGUUGAAAGCUUGGGCAGAGGUCUAUAUAGUUGCAGUGGAAAGGCAGAAAAAGCAAAGCGAUGUCAACAGACCACCCUUGGUAAUAAACAUCACAGAGGAGAGCUGCAAGGAUCAAAUAUCUUCAGUGGAUGAACUUCUGGAGCUAGUCCAAGCAGAUCUGGGCAAUCUGAGCAAACUCUGGCUUGCUGCACUCCAGGAUUAUACUCUCUUAACUUUGCCUUCAGAAUUUGCCUCUCAACUUCCUGCUGAAGGUGGUGCUUUCUAUACUGCAGAGACAAUUGAAAAUUCAAGGCCACACUAUCAAAACUCCUGGGCAUUGAUUCUCCAUGCAACAGCUUUGUGGCUUACCAGCACAGGUUUUCUUGUAGGUGACGCAGAUGAAGGUCUAUCUAAUCUCUCUCGACCUGUCACCCCAACUACAAUGUGUCAAGAUUCAACAUCUAGAGCUGCUGUAAAAUCACCUGAAGAUGUGAACACUGAUAGAUUUCAUCUUGUUUUGGGAAUUAGUGUGGAAUUUCUAUGUUCUCCUCGGUCAGAUUCAGGCAUGGAAAAUAUUACUUCUUGCCUACAUGCCUUACGAGUGCUGCUUGAUGUUCCUUGGCCAAGGUCUAAGAUUGGUGGCGAUCAGGAGCUGAGUGUUGAGCUGCUGAAUGUUUUACAUCGGCUUAUAGUGACAAGAGAGUCCCCUGACAUUCAACUUGCUGCUCUAGAAGUUGUUCGACAGAUUCUUUUUGCAGCUCAGGAACAUGUCAAGGAAAAACGUAGAAGUGCAGAAGUUGAUGACGGAGCUGAAGAGAAGGAAACCUUGCCGGAGUUUGGAGAAGGCAAAGACACAGGAGGGCUGAUACCUGGAAAGUCCUUAGUCUUUGCAACCCUGGAGAUGUGUGUGUGCAUUCUCGUAAGGCAGUUGCCUCAGCUUAACCCUAAGAUAACGGGCAGCCCUGGAAUUACAUCUGGAAAGCCUCAGUUGUUAUCGGAGAAUGGAAGCAGACUAGUAUCAGUGGCAUUAGGAAUCCUCUCUGAUGUUCCUGCAGUCUGCUCACCAGAAGGAAGCAUUGCCGUUCUUCCUACUAUCUUGUAUCUGAUUAUUGGAGUUCUCAGAGAAACUGCUGUGAAAUUACCCACAGGCCAGUUGCCUUUGACUGUUGCUUCAUCGUUACAAGCUCUUAAAGGAGUGCUGUCUUCUCCCAUGGCCCGGGCAGAGAAGAGCCGAACUGCUUGGAACGAAUUGCUCCGCAGUGCUUUGGUCACUAUUCUUAACUUUUGGGAUCAAGAUGGUGCUCAUCAAGAAUUGGAUGAAGGUAGUUUGCUGACUGCAGUCACAAUAUUCAUUUUGUCUACAAGUCCAGAAGUUGUUACCAUGGAGUGCCUUCAGAAGUGUUGCAUUGAAAAGUUUCAGUCAGCAAUGGAAUCUAAAGAUCCUAUUGUGCAACUUAAAUGCUACCAACUUCUCCUUACCAUUUUCCAGUAUCCAAAUAGAACUAUCUCAUAUCCUUACAUUCAUUCACUGGCGUCAUCAAUUGUUUGCAAACUGCAGGAAACGGAGAAAGUCAAGCCUGAGAAUUCUGCUGAACUUCAGGUUAUUCAGGAAGGGAUAAAAGUCGUGGCUGCUGUUAUAGCUCUCGCCGAGGAGGAACAUCGAGCUCAGCUAGUGGCUUGCUUUCUCCCAAUCCUUAUUUCUUUUCUUUUGGACGAGAACGCCCUAGGAUCAGCUACGAGUUCAGCAAGGAGUCUUCAUGAGUUUGCUUUACAGUACCUGAUGCAGAUUGGUCCACAAUAUUCCUUAGUCUUCAAAAAACUAAUGGCUUCUUCUCCGCCAAUGAAGGCGAGGCUUGAAUCGGCCGUGAAGGGCAAUCAGGAAAGCAUCAAGGACAAGGCAACACCUAGGCACUCCAAGAAUCCUGGGAAAAGUAUUCAGCUAAAGACCAACUUUCUGUGAAUAAUGUUUUAAAUCCUAAGCACUUUGAUAAAACACGGCAAACUGCCCCUUUUCAUUUCUAGCUGCCCUUGUAAUGAAGUAGGGUUUUAAUUUUAAUUUCAUUCUGCUAAACUUUGAAAAUCAGCACAUUAUAACCCAAUUCCAGAGAUGUGCAUGCAUGUGCCUGCCUACACACUGACUCAGUCAGUAGUAGGAACUACAUUCACAGCCAGUACUGCUGUAUAUGGACAUGGGAAACCCAUAGGCUCUGCAUUCACAGCUCCCAAUCCAGAAGAGGGUUCCUCCUGCUCAAUCAGGGUGCAGACAGACUUUAUAUCAUUUUUUUAACCAUGUUACUAGCUUCUUUAAGUUCUUUCUUGGCACUGUGCAGCAUUCUAACCUAAUGAAGAUUUUAUUAGAUAUGUAGGAACCUUGACAUGCUUAUUUAUUUCACACUUUGAUAUUAGCACAAAUACAUCAAAGGAAAUCCUGUCCGAUCUGUCAAUGCACAAUGUAACAGAACCAUCCAUGCCCCCAUAUAUUGCUUUUUAUUACCAUUAUUACUUUGGUUAGCAGUUCCCAGUGUGGAACAAUCGACACUUAAAAACAAACCACUUGUCAUUUUUAAAAGCAGUUUUGCAGGUUAAGCAUUGAGAGCUGCUUCAGCAAAAAUACUAAUGAAUUACUGAGUACGUGUUCACGUUUAGCUCCCAUGGAGUAUGGUAAAUGUACAUCUUUGCCCAUAAGCAGGAAAUUUUAUAUCUUGCACUAGGAUUAAUGGCACAAAAAUGUGGCUAGCUCAAGGUGGAGUGUUAAUUCAGGGGGCAGCAGUUGCCACCAGGGCUCCAGGUUUGGAAUAUCGUUUGACUAGGCUCAGAUACAUAAAUCUGGGAUACUAUUCAACACUAAGCCGCAGUAGUUGUUGAAAAUACUAAUACUGCAAUCACAGUUGAAUUGUAAUUUUAAUUCAUGAAUUCCUUUCAAUGCUGUAACAUGUUCCAGCUGCUAAUUUUAGCAAACGACAUCAUCAAGUAAAAGUAUUGGAUGUUCUCUUGGUCUCUUGUGAACUGCCUUUGGAUCUUCAGAUGGAGGGCGACAUACAAAUUUAAUAAAUACAAAUAAAAUAAUAAUAGUCCAUAAAAGUAUGUAAAAUCACUUUUGUGUAUCUUAAAUCCACACAUGAAGUACUAUUGGGAACUUUAGGUUCUCAUGACUGUAAUGAAGCUCUACUUAUCUGAAGGAUUUAUAUUUCCAAAGUUAAGCACAUAUAUGUAUGAUUGAACAUACCUUAUACUAUCCACAAAAUCCCACCUAGGCAGGAAAUAUCUUCUUAAAUUUAUCAUGCUAUUGCUAAAGAGGUGGUUAAAGCUUUCAUAUUUUGUUAAUAAUAUGAAAACUGCUCUGAUGCACAGUUUCUCUGCAUAAGAUACCUCAUUCUCUAUCAUGAUCAUUUGAUGAUCUCCCCAUGGGCAAAUUUGAUGUAUCGACUCAAAUGCAUAGGAAUCAAAGGGAGAUUUAUUAAAGUGGGCUUGUAUUGUAUUCAGUUGCAAAUGAGUCAUUGGAAUAAACAAAACAUUACAUCUUGGCAGUGGAUUGUAUUUUAGUAUAGAGGCCUAUACUAAUAGUGUGAGCUAUUAAUUGUUUUAAGAAUUGUAUUGGCGACCAUUGCCUUUUUGUGCCAGUAUUAUCUGAAAUAAACCAAAUGCUAGGAUAUUUACAGUAUUUCCAUCUUAAUAAUUAGUAGAAAAAUAAAAAAAUAUCAUCCAUAGAACUGAGACUCAGGAAUGUGUACUGUAUUUUGCUAUACAUUUUGUAUGUAAAAUUGUAAAUUGUACAGAAUUGACCAUUUGAACAAAAUUCUAACAAGUCAUUUUUCUAAUUUACAUAAAGCUAAUUUUCUUCACUUAAAUUGGUGUGCUUGCUAUUUUAUUAAUAAAACCUGAUUUUAAAUUUUUUUUUAAACUACAACCCUUGCCUUAAGUACAUUUUUAAACAAGUUGGUCUCUUAAACUAUUACUUCUGUUCCUUCCCACAUUUGGGAUACACUGGCAUUCAACUUCUCUAUAGGCUUAUCCACAGUUAACAUUUGCCAUGUUCUUUCCAAGCAGAAUCUUUAAAUGCUCUGUGCCAAAGCUUUUUUUAAAAUAAAAAUAAAAAAUCCUCCAGGCUUUGCCCAUGAAAACCCACUCUUUAAAGCUGAAUCAGAGCAAACAUCAAUCCAUGUUUUCCAUCAAAGUUUGCUCCUAUUAAAAGAGCAGGUUUCCACAGGGAAAAGAGCAAAAAAAAGGGGUGUGUGUGCUCAGACAGAGCUUUAAAUUGCAGACUGUGCCUGGAAAGAGUGGAGGAAAGGUACGUGUAGGUAAGUGCUUUAUUUAGAAUUAGAAAUGUUACUAAGGAAGUAUUCUUCAAUAUAAGUGUAGCAAAGUUUGAACAUCUUGGUAGAACUUUCUGUAGGCUUUGAAACCAGUCAAUUGUGGCUAUUGGUGGUGUAACGGUGAACUUGUAACAAGUGGAUCUACUCCUGGACAGCAGUCUUUUACAAGUAGAGCAUAAAGGGGACAACUGUUCCCAGCAUCUGUUGUUCAGAGUUAAUAUAGUAUAUAUAGGCAUGGAUAUUUCAUUCAUUUACAGAUUGGAACCCCUCUUUUCUAGUGUUCUCAAAGCAGCUCUCAAUGUUCAUAAAACACCAUGGCUGCAUUAAAAACCCUGUUUUUAAAACAAAACCAGACCAGCUGGAGCAGACACCUUGAAGUCUUCACCUGCCUGUCCUGGUCCUUCCUACAUGUUUUUGAUGGGUCUGUGCUGUGGGAGGGAGAUGGUCCAGAAGAAGCAGAGGUCUCAGGGUGUCCACCUGUCAACAGGUAUUUCUUUAAUAAAGUUGCUUAACUUGUUUAACACCACCCAUUCUCUCCUCACCACCACCACCACCUUUUGAAAACCUCUCCCAUUCUUCUGGCAUAGGUUUUCAGGAUCCAAAGGGCACAGUCCUUCUCAACAUCACAAGAAACCAUCACAUCCCUAUAUCCAAUUGAUGUUCACAGCUUGUUUGUUUUUGGAAGAAGUGCAACAUAUUAGAGCAGAAUUAAGGAUUGAUAAUAAAUUAUUUGAGGCAUGUAUGUAAUU
Messenger RNA from Zootoca vivipara (common lizard), 16320 nucleotides. Lineage: Eukaryota; Metazoa; Chordata; Lepidosauria; Squamata; Lacertidae. The record is from RefSeq and is a predicted model, not a curated record.